AAUUAAACGGCGGUGGGCUUCCCUCGGUAAAAACAGGGCCCAUUUUAAAACCCUCCAUACAAAUCCUACACAGUAUACAGUGAGACCUAACCAGUAACCAGCUCUUUCCAUUUUCCACAACAAUUUCUUACCCUUCGCCGCUUCGGCUGCUCGGUUAGCGGUAUUAUAGUCAACUACAAUGGCAACCAGAAUGGCCGUUAGAUACAUACCUCGUAGGUUCUCAAGUGGGGGGAGGAUUCUCAGUGAGGAGGAAAAAGCUGCAGAAAAUGUUUACAUCAAGAAAACUGAGCAAGAGAAAUUGGAGAAACUUGCACGCAAGGGACCCAAACCAGAGGAGAAACCUGCUGCAGGUUCAGGGGGUACUGUGAGUGAUGCUAAGCCUAGUAGCUCUACCGCUACAUCAGGAGCAUCUGCUGAGAAAGUAUUAACUGAUAAGUAUCGGAACUAUGCAGUUUUUGCCGGUGUUUCAACCUUUUGUGGUGCUCUGGGAUGGUAUCUCAAUUCUAAAGAAAAGAAGCAAGAAGUCCAGGACUGAGGUUAAUGCAGUCGGAUUUUGGAAGUGGAGCUUGGCCUGAAUAGUUACCCUAUGUCCUAUCGUACAGAGUAGUUGAAAUAAACCAAACUUUGUAAACAGUUCAUGUUGUUUUUUAUCUGAUAACAGCUGUGUUUUGAUUUACUGGUUCUAAGGGCUUAGCCGGUAAUAAGGGCUAUUGGUUUCAUUCCUCAUCUUGCCCUUAUAUUUUAGGUUCUUUUCUUUUCCUACUUGCAUCAUCAUUUUUAUCUUACAUGUAUAAUCAUUCAUUCAUUGAUUAUACUUUUGCCUUUAAUUGGGUUUUAAUCAAAAUAAAAUAAAAAUG
Molecule: messenger RNA, 857 nt
Organism: Durio zibethinus
Lineage: Eukaryota; Viridiplantae; Streptophyta; Magnoliopsida; Malvales; Malvaceae
Cellular component (GO): respiratory chain complex I
Source: RefSeq, a predicted model, not a curated record